Thunnus maccoyii (southern bluefin tuna) is the source of this 527-nucleotide messenger RNA. RefSeq names its product NADH:ubiquinone oxidoreductase subunit A5 (gene ndufa5). The transcript has 5 exons. Lineage: Eukaryota; Metazoa; Chordata; Actinopteri; Scombriformes; Scombridae. The coding region runs from base 69 to 419 and encodes 116 amino acids. The record is from RefSeq and is a predicted model, not a curated record. Gene Ontology annotation, biological process: respiratory electron transport chain.
AAAAAAGGGUCUUGCGCUGACGUCAUAUUUAGUGGCCGGAAAUCUCAGACGGGAUCGUGUCCGCAGAGAUGGCUGGGCUGCUGAAAAAGACGACCGGCCUGGUCGGCCUGGCAGUGUCCCACAACCCUCAUGAGCGUCUGAGGAUUCUAUACUCUAAGAUCCUGGCGUCGCUGCAGGCCAUGCCGCAGGACGCCGCCUACAGGAAAUACACAGAGCAGCUGGUCAACGAGAGGUUUGGCCACGUCAAAACGGAGCCUGAUGUAGAGAAGCUGGAGAAGAAGAUAAACUGUGGGCAGAUUGAAGAAGUCAUUUUCCAGGCGGAGUGUGAGCUGGCUCUGUCCAGGAAGAUGGCCGAGUGGAAACCAUGGGAGCCACUGAUAGAGGAGCCCCCUCCCAACCAGUGGAAAUGGCCCAUCUGAAUACACCUGUGUAUACUGCUGCUGUCAUACUGUCUGUGUGUGUGUGUAAUCUAUACUUCUACUUCUAGUGAAGUAAUGAACAAAUAAAACUCUGCAAAUAUUUCUCCA